AUGUUUAGUACUUUAAGAAGAGUUCAACCAUUAAGAUUGGUAAGGAGUUUAUUCAUUCAAACGUUGGAGACUCCCAAUGAACAAGCACUUAAAUUUUUACCUUCGAUGAAAAUUUUACCUGAAGGGACCACCAAAGAAUUUUUAAGUGGAAGAGAAGCUUCAGUUUCACCAUUAGCUUUAAAAUUAUUCACUAUUGAUGGUAUAAGGUCAGUUAUGUUUGGAUCUGAUUUCAUAACUAUUGAGAAGACAGGAGAUUUACAUUGGUCAUUAAUCAAACCGGAGAUAUUUUCCAUUUUAACUGAAUAUUUAACUAAUGGAACUCCAAUCAUCUCAGAAUCUUUGCUUACUAAAGAUAUGGAAAUCAAUGAUGAAGAUGAUGAAGUUGUUUCCAUGAUCAAAGAAUUGAUUUUCACAAGAAUCAGACCUGCCAUUCAAGAUGAUGGUGGAGAUAUCGAGUUUGUGAAGUUUAUCGAAGAUGAAGGAAAAGUUAUUUUGAGAUUAAUGGGUGCUUGUAGAAGUUGUGAUUCAAGUAGUAUUACUUUAAAGAAUGGAAUUGAAAGUAUGUUACAAUAUUAUAUCGAAGAAGUUAAGAGUGUAGAACAGUUCGAAGAAGAAGAAGGAGAAGAAGAAAUAGAGAUCAAAUCAAAACCAAUGGAGACUAACCCUCCAAUUUUGUAA
Molecule: messenger RNA, 678 nt
Organism: Yamadazyma jaroonii
Lineage: Eukaryota; Fungi; Ascomycota; Pichiomycetes; Serinales; Debaryomycetaceae
Source: the annotation of a GenBank genome assembly